AUGGUCAGCGUAUUUUACGAAACUCUCAGAGAUUUCUGGCCACCAGCCCCAAAGUACUUGCCAGAACAGUACCCAGACUUAACUGGAAAAUAUGUUGCUAUCACUGGUACUUCAGCUGGUAUUGGGUACCAAACUUCCAAACUAUUAUUAAAACAGAACGCUACCGUAAUUGCGUUGAACAGAAACCCUACCAAGACUUCUGAAUCCUUCGACCGUUUGAUCAAAGAAGUGUCCGAAGAUACUAAAGGACAAGUAGAGGAAAUUCGCUCAAGAUUACUAGCAGUAACCAUUGACUUGGGUGACUUGACUACCAUCAAGUCGGUAGAAAGUCAAUUGAAGAAAUUGAAGAUUUCUCAACUUGAUUAUUUAAUUUUCAAUGCAGGUGUGAUGCAACCGGCCAAUGGUUCGAAGACGGCUCAGGGUUACGAAUUGCAGAUCGGUACCAACGUCUUGGGCCACCAUCUUCUUCUGAAGUUUCUCCAUCCAUACGUGCUCAAGGCUGCUAGCACAACUUUCCAACCUCGUGUUGUAUGGUUGACUUCAUCCGCCCAUCUCGCUGCUCCUCCUAACGGGGGCAUUGAUUUUGAUUCCUUCUACAAUGCAGACAAGGCCUCUGGCUUUGACGUAUAUGGUCAAUCUAAAACAGGGAACGUAUAUCAGGCUCAGAUAUACGGUCAGAAACACAAGCAAGAUGGUAUCGUCAGUUUGGCUGUUCAUCCUGGAUACUUGGCCUCGGAUUUGCAAAGAACGUAUUCUGCAACUGGCCAAUGGUUAAUGGGGUUUUUGUUACACCCUCCAGUCUAUGGAUCGUACACCGAAUUAUUUGCAACCUUACACCCAGGAAUUACCGUUGAACAAAAUGGUAGUUACAUUGGACCUUGGGGUAAUUUCAGAUCUUUGAGAGAUGACAUUAAAGAAGGUUUGACAAAUGGUACAGCUCAAAAAUUUUGGGACUGGGCUGACCAACAAGUUGAGCCAUUUAAUUGA
Molecule: messenger RNA, 987 nt
Organism: Dujonia railenensis
Lineage: Eukaryota; Fungi; Ascomycota; Pichiomycetes; Serinales; Debaryomycetaceae
Source: the annotation of a GenBank genome assembly